This is a messenger RNA of Amoebophrya sp. A25, 3369 nucleotides long. Lineage: Eukaryota; Dinophyceae; Syndiniales; Amoebophryaceae. The record is from the annotation of a GenBank genome assembly.
GUGAAAACUAGGCCCUAGCCCUAAGCCCUAACCCAGCAACUACCUACAAGCUUACAACCCACGACGAAAAAGUACUGCAUUAAAAAAUGGAUUGAAGCGGAAGAAAAUUGCUGCUGGAUGCUGGAGCAGAAGGACUGCGAUCAGUUGGGGACGAUCGCUCGUCUGUUUUAUCUGUUGAAUGAUCGAUCAUUUAUUAUCUUCACCUUUAAAGGCUAUCGAGAUUAUUUUUUUCUCGCUCAUUUUUUUACUAGUACAAAAAAUAGAGUAGACCCACAGCACUGUUGAAAAGGCCCACACUGUUGAAAACUACUACAGCUACUUGGCCUCGGAGUUCGUUGGCUUCUACCGGAAAUUUCUAGUCCCAGCACAAUUCCUCUUUCACUAACGGCCACGGCGCAUAUAUCACAAGAUGGCGCUCGACUCUCUGCGCGUGAUCGUGAUCGAUUUAGACACGGUCUUGCUAAAAUUACGGAUGAAAAAAUCUACACGUAGCUCUAACAGCAUGAUUGUUGUUCAAGUUGUUCCACGACCACCUUCUCCAAAUUAUGACUUCAUGAUAGAAAAAUUGAAACUUCUUACAGUUUUUGUUACAAAUACAAAACCUUGCAUUCUAACCGGCGGCCUCGAGGAUUACGUCGUUUCCGUCCGAAGAGUCUUUCGAGGAAAGAAGCAUAUGCCAGCAUUGUGGGUAUGGAUACCUGACUCCUUUUCAGGCUUCUACGAAAACGCCAGUCUGACGCAAGCGAAAGUGGUGGAUUACUUUUUGAUUGGACCGUUUAUUAUGGCUUACAACACGAGCACGACGCUUAAAAAGGUUGUUUUCGUUUUCUUUUGAACGUCUAAGUCCCCUACCGGAACCGACUUGUAAAAUUGAGUAUACCAGGGGAGUCGUACAUGAUUGUAAAAGAUUUAACUUUUUUUGCUUUCGUUUUCUUUAUUGUGCGAAAAUGACAAAUGGAAACUGCAUGGUUGUACUUGUAGGUGUCCUCGAUACAAUCGCCUACUCUUACAAAAGAUUCUUUGAAAGUCUAAGUCCCCUACCGGAACCGACUUGUUGCCAAACCAAGUUUUGCUUUUCUCAAGAUCCGUCCGGACAUUGCUGCCGAUACGACAGAAAAAACUGUGUCAGACGAUCGUUGGGGAUUCUUUGAUGGUAAUACCUCUUUUCCUUUACCCUUUUUCUUUACUACCUUUCGUAGAAAUACGUCCUUCCACACAUCUUAUCUCAUUCGCUCGUGCCUCCAUUCUCGUCCUCGUUAAUUGACUCCACUAUUGAUACCUCUCCACUUAUUGCACUCAACAUAGUAGUUUGAUGGACACUGCUGCCGAUACGACAGAAAAAAUUCUUGGAUGGUAAUAGUCAUUCUCUUGACGACAUCAACUCCCCAACUGCAAGGUCCUCGAAAACUGGCGCAGCAGUUUCAGUGGUGAAUACCGUUUUGAGAUGACACAGUCGCAAAAAGAGUACCUGAGGCAUCGAAGAAAAAGCAAAAUAUUCGAAUAUCUGCAGUUUCCUGGAUCUCUGGAUUAAGGUGCGUUUCAUCACAACUAUUUCUAAGCGGAGACCACUUUGGUCCUUUAUGAUCGAUUCUCGUCACCAGUCUUUAUUUGCUCUCACCUCUUCUAAUCCUCAGACCUAAACAAGAGCCUGUGGAUUCAGGAGAAAUGCGAAGGAGUAGCGAUCGUAAACGGAACCAUGAUGGUAGCAACGAGUCGAGUUAUGACAAGAAAUUCUUGACAAGAUGAAGAUCGCGGAAGUCUCACGUUGUAGGACUCCAGUCCUAGUAAAGCGUAAUCAUACUUCAGCAAAUGUAGUCAUGAAGAUUCCGAUUUGCUGAAGUAUGACUACGUUUUAGGACUGAAGUAUGACUACGUUUUAAGGUUUUCCACUCAAUAAUUUAAGAGGCCGCGUGCUGCAAAUCUUGAUUGGCUUUUGCCUGUAAAAAGGCGAAGGUUGAGGUCCAGCGACGCUCAAAGCACUAAAUAAAACAACCGGCUCGCUUUUCCUCUUCUUCUAUUAACCUAGGUCUAUCCCUUCACGCAAUACGUUUUAGAACUGCGAGGCAUCUUGUUCAUAAAAGAUCGUACUAGUAGGGAUUCGGAGUACUUGCCUUAGUCUAUAUCGGAGUUGCAUCGUCAGGACUAAAGUCAUCAUGUUCUAAUCCCAAAAGAAUCGACGAGUGGGAAGCCAUACUCACGAAGGAACUAGAGUGGAUUCCGCCAGCUGACAGUCCCCACGCAGACAGUCCUGAGAUAGCGUAUUUGUCGGACACCACACGCCAAGAAAAUCUAGGAGGUAGCUCACCACGAGCAAGGAAAUCAGGAGGCCUUUUUAUGGGUAGUCGAUCACUAUCUCGUGUGAGCAGGUAUCCUGAAUGACGUUUCUCCUUGAGGGAGUUCAAGAAGAAACUAAGGGGCGCAGCCAGGAUCUCACUCACCCACGGAUGUUAGUGGUUGACUGCCUUUAACUUUUCCAUGCUCACGGAAGAGAAUCUCCGCAAACACGACAACAAGAGUGCGGAACGCGCGCGAGAACAAUCGAAAGACAUGAAUAGUAAGAUUUACGACUUCCGGGAAUCCAUCUUCCGAAGCAUCUUCUGCUUGGGGCACGCACCUCUUUAUAAGGGAAAAAUAAGGAUUCUGUUCAUCUCGUGCAAAAUAAGAUUCUUGACUAUCUAAGGAGCAAAAGCCUAUAAGGGAAAAACUACAGGCCCAACAUCAAGAUGACUUCUCUCAGGAGGAUGGAUUCCCGGAAACUCUAAAAGAUCGUAGGCACAUCUGCAUCUGGAGGAGGCUCUCCAAGCAAUCCUCGUGGAUUUGGAGCCCCUGGAGGCACUUCACCUACAGUGGUGAAGAGUUCAUCUCAACAGGAAUUAGAGCUUGCGAUGGAACUGUCUAAGAACGAACACGCUGAAAGAGAAGCUGCAGAAGCAAGGGCUCUAGCCUUGGCCAUGUCCGCAUCUAUAGAAGACGAAGAGUCCUCUCGUCGGCAAAUCAGCUCCACGACCGAGGAGCAUGGGCAAGGGGGAGGAAAAAAGAUCGAAUUUGUUGAUUGACCAGCAUCAGAACUUGCAAUUGUUCUCAUCAUCUUCAGAUGCUUUCACCUUAUCAUGCAUUGUUCUGUUGAAUCUGUGUUGACCACCACGACGAGAGUUUCCACCAAAUGUUGAUCUUCUUCAAGGUGGCGAAAUAGGGACAAUUUUUUUGUCAAGUCUCCCGGACUCGAACUGGUUCAAUUUAUUCUCUUGCACAGAAUAGCAUUAUGGACGGAGUUCUUUUUCCGUACUAUGAUGUACUGCGUUUACCAGAAGAAAAGACUGAUCAUGGAUUUCCAGACAAUUCAGCAACAAACAGCGAUCAACUUUACCA